AUGGUGCUCGAUAUUGAUCUAUUUCGGGAAGAGAAAGGAGGGAAUCCUGAAGUGGUGCGAAACUCGCAGCGCCAACGAUACAAGGAUCCCACUCUUGUUGACAAGGUGGUUGAGCUCGACCAGUCUUGGAGGAAAGCCCGGUUCCUUGUUGAUGUCUUUAACAGACAAAAGAACGUAUUAAGCAAAGCUGUUGCGGAAAAGAUGAAGAAAAAAGAAGCACAGGGGACAACUGAUUGCGUAGAAGAGUCAAUUGUUUCGCGGUUAGAAUCUCUCAAAAUGGAAGAUCUUAGCGGGCUGACUGUAACCCAGAUCAAGAAGCUGCGUGCUGUUCUGGAUGACAAGAUGAAUGAAACGAAGGCAUUAAUGGAGAGCUUGGAAACAGAGCGAAACCAGAAUCUGGUGCAGAUUGGAAAUAUCGUUCAUCACAGUGUCCCAGUAUCUGACGAUGAGACGAACAACCGCGUUGAGCGCACUUUUGGUGAUGUCACAGUUAGGAGAAGAUAUUCACACGUUGAUCUCGUAGUAAUGAUAGAUGGAUUUGACGGCGAACGUGGAACUGUUGUUGCUGGUGGUAGAGGCUACUUUUUGAAAGGAGUACUCGUCUUUCUCGAACAAGCUAUUAUUCAACUUGCAUUGCAUAAGUUAGAAGAAAAAGGCUUUAUUCCGCUUUACACUCCCUUCUUUAUGCGCAAAGAAGUUAUGCAGGAAGUAGCCCAGCUAAGUCAAUUUGAUGAAGAAUUGUAUAAGGUGACCAGCAAGGGGUCUGAAGUGCUUGGCGAUAACUCAGUAGACGAGAAAUAUCUCAUUGCUACAUCAGAGCAGCCAAUAGCAGCUUUUCACAGGAACGAAUGGCUUAAGGAGUCUGAUCUGCCUAUCAAAUACGCCGGUGUGUCAACUUGUUUUCGUCAAGAAGUGGGAAGUCAUGGACGAGACACUAGAGGAAUAUUUCGGGUGCAUCAGUUCGAGAAAGUUGAACAGUUUGUGAUUUGUUCUCCAUUAGACGAUGAAUCGUGGAAGUUGUUUGAUGAGAUGAUUAAUAAUGCUGAGGAGUACUGUCAGUUACUUGGAAUCCCAUAUCAAGUAGUAUGUAUCGUUUCUGGUGAGCUUAAUAAUGCCGCUUCGAAGAAACUUGAUUUGGAGGCGUGGUUCCCUGGUUCGGGUGCCUUCCGAGAAUUAGUCUCUUGUUCAAACUGCCUCGAUUACCAAGCUCGUCGACUGAAAGUACGAUACGGUAUGACCAAAAAAAUGGACGGUGAAGUUCCAUUUGUGCAUAUGCUAAAUGCAACAAUGUGUGCAACUACUCGAGUCCUUUGUGCUUUAUUGGAGAAUUACCAGACUGAAGGUGGUAUUGUGGUUCCCGAGGUUCUUCAACCGUAUAUGCCAAUGAAGUACCGUACUUUUAUUCCAUUUGUGAAACAAGCACCGAUUUGUAAAGACGACAAGAAGAAGUGA
Messenger RNA from Angiostrongylus costaricensis, 1452 nucleotides. Lineage: Eukaryota; Metazoa; Nematoda; Chromadorea; Rhabditida; Metastrongylidae. The record is from the annotation of a GenBank genome assembly.